AUGCACGAUCACCCUAAAGCAAGUUGGAAAUCCGGCCAAGCUGCUGGCUGCGACUUCUGUAACCUUGUGACGCUCGUGAUUCAGCAUGCGAGUACUCAGCACCGACUGAAAUCCAUAGAUAUGCCCACAUUCAACGAGCAUGGCGACAAGAUUGAUACAAACAUCAGUGUAUGGUGGGGCAGAAAGUUUGAUCGUUUUGUCUUGACAAUCGGUUACUUUACACCUAUCAAGAAGGGCGAAAAUACCACAUACACGAUUACGGCCUGUCCCGAAAAGAAAACCUGGCUCCUUGAAGCACAAAGUGCCAAAUUGACGGAUAGGUCAUCACCAGCAGCGAUAAAUUUGAUCCAAUGGUGGCUGGAAGACUGCAAGAAGAGACACACUUCCUGCACAAGAGCAACCGAUGGCUUCAUGCCGAGUCGAUUAUUAAAGAUCUCAGACGGCAUGGUCAAAUUGGAGCUUGACAUCCAAACAACAGAACCAUACGUUGCCCUCAGCCAUUGUUGGGGACCCACCAAGCCGAUCAAACUGUUGGAAAAUAACCUACAGGCAUUCCAACAAGGAAUAUCCGAAACAAAUCUCCCUCGGACCUUUAGAGAAGCCGUGAAAACAUCACAAAGACUUGGUUAUGAGUAUAUAUGGAUAGACUCGUUGUGUAUUAUACAGGAUAGCGAUUUGGAUUGGAAACAGCAGUCCAGUUUCAUGGCUUCUGUCUAUGGCAAUGCCGCUCUUGUGCUUGCGGCUUCUUCUUCUAGAUCGUCUGAAGAUGGAUUCCUGCGGAGAACUAAGGACAACUCUGCUCUUGAUCACUUACCAGGCAUUACUGAGACUUGUAUCAAGUUGCGGAGAAGGGGACGGAGCAGACGUAUUGAACGCUCCGUACAGUUGCGGCUGGAGAUAUUACGCUCGCAUCGCGGCCCUCUGGACGAUCGCGCUUGGGCGUAUCAGGAAGAAGCAGUGGCGAAGCGAUAUCUAUCAUUUGGAAAUCUCGAAAUGAUGUGGUGUUGCACAGAGGCCAUACAUUCAGAGUUUGGCAGUCACUCUUCGCAGCAUGUGGAAGCGUACAUGCGAAUGAAAUUAACAACAUUGUUUACUUCUAUAACCGAUCCUCGAAGUCUGGGAACCUACUGGCGACGAACCAUCGUUUUCAUGUACAGCUGUCGAAAAUUGACGUAUCAGUGCGAUAUUCUUGUAGCGCUAUCGGCUAUUGCACAAGCGUUUCAUUUCAAGGCGAAUUUAACUUAUCUCGCUGGACUAUGGAAGGAGGAUCUGCUCCGAGGACUUUCUUGGUACAAUAAACGCAGGUCUGCUUCACAACAGCAGUACUGUCCGUCUUGGAGUUGGACUUCUGUUGGCGGAACGUCUCAGUACUAUGAUUACUUUGGUAGUCUAAAUGAUGAUUCUGAGCCAUGCGCCGUGGUUGUUCAAGCUGGUACAAGUCCUGCAACAACCAACAUAUUUGGGCCCGUCUCCGAUGGUCUGGUUGUCCUACGAGGGCCAUCAGCGAUGGCGACUCUGAAACUCAAUACGACAGGCGAAAUACUUCAAGCAACGUCAGAGACAUUCAACGGGGUAUGGUCGCAAUUCUAUAAGCUAUCGUUGCAAGGGGGGGUAUACCAAGACACGCCACUGGUAAAAACAAGUGUCUUGCUUCGUGACGGCACACGGGAAAUAUCAGCCAGAAGACUUGCUUUCGGGGAGAGUAUCCAAGCACAAGACGAUCUGCAAACUCUUGAAAAUCAAACGACAAAUGUCUGGAUUCUACCAUUACACUUUGUGAGUGACGGCUCUGAAAUACGUUUACAAAUUCUUGUGUUGGGUCGCGACGAGAUGGAUCCAGACCGUUUCCAGAGACUUGGUCUUAUCAGUCAGCGUGUGCGCAUUGAGGGAAAAGACAAAAUCGAUACAUUUCAUAAGGUUAUGCAACGGGAGAUGGUCUGCCGUGAGUUUACGAUAGUUUAG
This is a messenger RNA of Pestalotiopsis fici W106-1, 1962 nucleotides long. RefSeq lists its product as uncharacterized. Bases 1 to 1962 code for a protein of 653 amino acids. The record is from RefSeq and is a predicted model, not a curated record. NCBI's taxonomy places the organism in Eukaryota, Fungi, Ascomycota, Sordariomycetes, Amphisphaeriales, Sporocadaceae. The transcript is spliced from 3 exons.